AUGGAGGAAGAAGCGCCUUUCCGCCCGACCCCGACGCCUCCGCUGCCGCCGCCCCAGGAGCUGGUGCCGCUUGAAUCUAAGGCCAUGCCGUCCUACAACCGAGGUUUGAAGUCGUUCGCCGGAGAGGAGAGCAACAACAAUGCCCCGAUGGAGGUCUUCGUUCCUACGUUGCAAGCUGACAUGGACACUCCUUUCUUGGCCUUCCUCACCAAGCUCUCUCUGGUGGCGAGGUUUGACCAUGCCCGGGCGCCGCCGUCGCCUCCACCCGUGAAAGAAAUAUCGAGAAACAGGGAUGGUGGUCGGAGCUCGCCGGGGAGCUGA
This is a messenger RNA of Ectocarpus siliculosus, 321 nucleotides long. Lineage: Eukaryota; Phaeophyceae; Ectocarpales; Ectocarpaceae. The record is from the annotation of a GenBank genome assembly.